AUGACCUCUUUUAAUACUCCUGACACCACAUCUUUGGACGACGAUAACAAGACUUUGGACGACUACCAUAUUCCAACUAAUUCCACCCUGUACUUUGCAUCUUCACUGGACUCGCAGGCUUCUCUAGCAUCGCCAUCCCCAGCUCCUUCCACAGCGUCUAGCUCACCAGCGAAGAAGAGUAGGAAGCGCUGUACCUUUAAAUCAUGUAUUUCCGCUCCUUUACGAGGCGUUGGCGACUGUGUGUUCUGUGAGGGCCAUUUCUGCUCUAAACAUAGACUUCUAGAACAACACGACUGUGUUGGGUUACAGAACUGUAAGCAGCAGCUCCAUGAGCGCAAUGCUGUCAAACUACAUCAACAACAGACGGUCGCUAAUAAGGUCUGA
Messenger RNA from Sugiyamaella lignohabitans, 384 nucleotides. RefSeq names its product Tmc1p (gene TMC1). Bases 1 to 384 code for a protein of 127 amino acids. NCBI's taxonomy places the organism in Eukaryota, Fungi, Ascomycota, Dipodascomycetes, Dipodascales, Trichomonascaceae. The transcript has 3 exons. The record is from RefSeq and is a predicted model, not a curated record. Gene Ontology annotation, molecular function: zinc ion binding.